AAAAUUCAUAAAUAACGUACUUCAAAUAUCUUAGUCAAAUUAACUUUUAAGAAUAGUGAAAAUUGCCAGAAAUAAUUAUUAACUGUGAAAUAAACGUUCAGAUUAUAUGUGACUCAAUUCAUGGAUAUUAGAUGAUGAUAUAAGAUCGUUUUAUCUGUUUAUUUUGUUAGUCUCAACUGACGAAGUUUUCCUAUUGAACGACCUUAAACGACCUUAAAAUUCAGUCAAAAUACUUGGAGUCAUAAAGUGUUUCGGAGGAGAAAUUAUUACUUAAAAUUGUGGCAUUUGCAAUAAAAUGCUCUUUGUGCCAUCGCAACUAGCUGAAACACUUCCAUCGUGUGUGCCAUAAUAUUGGGAUUGAUUUACGAAAUUCGUGGGUUGAUGAACACUACACAGCCCGUGAAGGAACCCUCGCAAAAGCCUUCUGGCCAGUACAAGUCAUACCAUCAUAAUCAGCCAAUUCAACAUCAACCACCAUCAUUAUCAUUUAUAUCAAGGGCCUCAGCGUUAGAAGCCGGCAAAAUCAACGCAACAACAACUCACAUCGAACUUGAACAGCAGCCAAAUUGCGUCUCAGCAUUACUUACAAUGUCUUGUCGUGGACGUGCCGAAGCAUUUGCUCGAAGCCUACAAUCAAGAUUGAGAACGUUGGGGAGUCAGGAUGAUGAUCAAGAUGUCGACACUGUGGAUUCAUCAGAUUCAACUUGGAUCAACAAUAACAGCAACAACACAAAUUCAGCAACAAUUACAGACUUACAGCCGCGUUUGUCCAAUAGCAAUAGUAAUAAUAAUGCAACAACCAUCACCACCGAAACAGCAGACUCAUAUUUUGAUUUUGACAUGGAACCAGAGUCACCAGCUUCGCCAAUUGAUGAAUGCGAAUACACACGACUGAUUGAAACAACAGGUUCAACGCCUAGUGAACAGCAAGCACCAGAGUCGGGGUUCGUAUGUGCUUCACCUUCUUCCACACUUGGAGGCGAAUCUCGGGGAAGUGCAAGCAGCUCUGAAACACAAUUCUUCGAUCCUGAAUCAUCCGACACAGGCACAGAGUUCUUUGACUGUCCACCAGAUAGAAAACCUCCACGACGCUAUCAACAUUUGAGUCAUAAUCGUGUGGCAAUCCGACCACCAUCUCCAAUUACAACAGCAUCAGUCCAAAGUUCUUCGGAAUCGUCAGCAACGCCAACAAGUAAACUUAAUGGUCAUGUGAGACUCUUAGAAUCUGGUGACAGUUCCGACUCAUUGCCACCCUCACAAUCAACAAACUCUUCAAAUACUUCUAAACUCAAUUCAAAAUCAAACUCCAAUUCAACAUUACAAGAUGCGGAAGGUGCGAUGUCAGCUGAUGAUGUUGCAGCAGUUGAAGUGAAAGCUGAAGAAAGCAAUGAAACUGACGACGAUAUUGAUAAAUAUACAGCACAUCAGUACAAUGUGUCAAAAACCAAAUUCAUCAGAUACAAUGAAGCCGAUGAUGAUGAAGUAGAAGAUGAAAAAGCAGAAUCAAUGGAAAAUCAAACGCAAUCACUACAAAAAGAAGAUGAAGAAGAAAAAGUUUUGUUCAAUCAAGCUGUUGUGUUGGAUGAAAUAAUCGCAGCAUCAAUUGAUCAAGUGGAGCAAGUGAUGGAAGAAAUAAGUGACGUAGCAUCAGAACCUGAACGUAUCGAACACAAAACACUCGCUGAAGAGGAAGAAGAAGAAGAAAGUCGUCCACAGCGAGUAAGAAGAUGUUCGUCUUUGAAGACUGGAAAAACUCCGCCAGGCACACCAGGAAGAAAGAAAUUCGUUCGAUUUGCUGAUGUUCUUGGUCUUGAUCUUGCUGAUGUGAGAACAUUUUUGGACGAAGUUCCGCGAGUUCCGAAAUCGGCGUUUGAAGAUUUGGAGGUUGGUGGCAAUGCAACGGUAGAUCUGAGACCGCCUGUAGAAAAAGUAUUAAUACCAAUGUUUCAACAGCCAGGAUGUUUGCCCGGUUUCAUUGAUCGUGUACGAGAUAAACAAGUUUGCCUUGAAAGUGCCGCCGUCACAGAUCCCGUGUCGCUUACAAUCACUGGAUGUGUACGUGUGAGAAACCUCGACUUCCAUAAAUCUGUUUAUGUUCGUUACACUUUCGAUAAUUGGAGAAGCUACGCAGAUUUAUCAGCGACAUAUGUGGAGAAUUCGUGUGAUGGUUUUAGUGACAAAUUUAGUUUUGUCUUAUUCGGACUUGCCCUGCAACUUGGACAACGUGUUGAGAUGGCCGUACGGUUCCAUGCGAAAGGUGAACAGUACUGGGAUAACAAUUACGGGACGAACUAUUGCUUUCAAUGCUUGCCAUGUAGUGCGAGAUCAAGUACAACGUUUGCACCGCCGCCUCCAUCUCGUGAUGAUUCAUCAAGAGACGACGAAAUUAAAACAAUCAUCGAUGCAAUGGGAAGUCGUCAAUGGACAAAUACAUUUUUGUAUUAAUUUCUAUUUCUUUUUAUUUUUCGUGUCGUUUUUAACAUUUUCAAGGGAAGAAUCAGAAAAUUGUGACAUUUAUGACGAUGAAAUUUCUGAUUCUUUUUUUUUAGGUACUGAUAUCCUAUCGGGUACCUUUUCAACUUUGAAACACUCAAAGUUCAUAGUGAACUUUAUGAAGCAAGUCAUGUUUGAAAGUUUUUAAGUCUACCAUUCAAUGAGUUACCAUUCACAUUAUGACUUUGUACUGUUAAUAUGAACUUUGAGUGCCUUGAGGCGUUGUUUCGAAAUUGAACAGGUGCCCUAUCUAUUAUUUUAUUAAUUAUAGUACUGGUAGAGAAAAGGCAGAACAUCAAUUUAAAAGCAGUUUAGAUUGAAAUAUUUUAGAGAAUUGUGCAAUAUCCCCGUGACACUAUCAUCUAUGAUUAAUGUUUGUUAUAUAAAAAGGUCAUAUUAAUUACAAAUAUAUUUUAUUAUACAAACCUACCUUAGUUGAUGAUGAAUCAAAUUAGGUAUAUGAAAAGGAGCUUUAAACAGAUGCUAGGUGAAUGAGAAUUCAGAGAAAAAAUAGAUUAUUUAGAUAAUGAAUGAAAAGAAAGAGUCUUGCAUGGAAAGAAAAUUUAUUUUGCCAUUUAGGGCAAUCAAAUCACUCAUUAUAAGUGCAAAAUAUGCUUUGACUAGUUAUUCCCUUUAAACAUCACUAAGCAAAGUUCAAUCACGCCAAUAAGUUUCGUUACUCAAUUUGAUAAAUAUUUUAUGCAAAAGAUUUAUAUCACUAUGUUAAUAUUAUUCAAUGUUAUUAAUGAUUAUUGAGAUCAGCAGAAAGAAGAAUAAUAAAUUUAAUUACCUCUUAUCGAUCAGCGAUAAUUGAAACUGAUAGCAACGAUUACUACGAGAAGGUGACAAAUAGUAAUAUCGAAAUUGCCCUUUUCAAGCAAUAGAUUGAAUAUAUUAAACUAAUAAAACAGAAAAACUCCAAAAAAAACAUUUUUUGUGUGUAUUGAGAUGAGAAAUGUGACAUUAGAAUGAAUAAAGAAAACCCGAAAAU
This is a messenger RNA of Clunio marinus, 3484 nucleotides long. Lineage: Eukaryota; Metazoa; Arthropoda; Insecta; Diptera; Chironomidae. The record is from the annotation of a GenBank genome assembly.